Pteropus alecto (black flying fox) is the source of this 2676-nucleotide messenger RNA. It is a transcript of the gene SLC25A21, whose product is annotated as solute carrier family 25 member 21. The coding region runs from base 1441 to 2340 and encodes 299 amino acids. The transcript is spliced from 10 exons. Lineage: Eukaryota; Metazoa; Chordata; Mammalia; Chiroptera; Pteropodidae. Gene Ontology annotation, biological process: transmembrane transport. The record is from RefSeq and is a predicted model, not a curated record.
UCACCAGCAGCAAGCUCCCCAAUUUAUCACUUGAAAUUUGCCAGUUAGAUAUCAUUAACAGCUUUUAAUAACUCAGCCUAGGAAAUAAAAAGUGUAUGAAAGCAGUUAUUAUAUUUUGUACAUUUAAUUGGAAAUCAUAUAUAUUAUAUUGAACCACAUUAUAUUGCACCACAUUAUAUUGCUGAUAUUCAACGGUUUUGGCCUUCAAAAACGGCAGUUUUAUAUGGUUCAAAUGGAAUAUAUUUAGUAUUAAACGCGUUUAAGAAAUAUGGCAAUAGGGGUUCCAAAGCCUCUCAUUCUCCGUUUUACUCCUAUCAUCUCCUGCCUGUUAGAGAUGUGGUAUUAUUCUAAAAUUUCAGAAUCUAUCUCUCCUACAUUUGCAAGUUGUGGUUUAAAAAUAGUAUAAAUUAGUAAUUUUGUUUAGCCAGGUAUCCCAAAGGGCUAGUACGAAUAAUUCAACGUUUUAUAGAGAGAAUAUACUGGUAGUUCCUUGAUUAUUUAGGUCAGUGGUUUACAAACUUUAGCGUUCAUAACAAUCACUGGAGAACUUAUUAAAACAGAGGUUUCUGAGCUCUAUACCUAGAGAUUCUGAUUCAGUAGAUUGAGGUGGAGCUAAUGAAUUUGCCUUUCUUACAAACUCCCAAAUUACGCUGACGCUGCUGGGUCCUAAGAUCAUACUUUGAGAACCAGAGACCUGCGGGGUACAGAAGAGACUUAUUUGUUGUAAGGCCUCUUCUUCUUCUUCUUCUUUUAUUUUUUUUAGUAAAUAAAGCUCAAGCUGAUGAGGUAUGAGAUAAACUCUUUAAGCCAGAAACAUUUCUUGGAAAAGUACUACAUUAGCUCAAUUGUAAGGUAAUCGUAAAUUGGAUUUGCUUUGAGUUAAUUCCUACAGCCCACAAUUUCAGGACAACUAACUCUUAAGGAAUUUAUUCACCUGUUCCAUCUUUAAAUCUGCAUGGUGUUCUGGCUUGCCAGGACGCCCAAACCUGAUGCUAGAGCUCUAGGCCAGGGUCACUAAUGUAUUAUCAGAGGCAGCACGUCCAGCUUGACAAACUCUGCAGGAGGUUCCAGAUAGAGAAGCGCGUGGGCGCCAAUCUAGGAGACCAAACCCGACCUGAGCAGUCCGCCAACCUAACCGCAUCCGCGAGUCUUUUCUCCUUCAGGGUCCCUUGUGGAGUUCGGGGAACCAAGUAGGAGUGAAAAGGAGCCCCUGAAGGAACGCAGCGGGCAGGUUUAGACCAGUGGGAGAUCACGCUGCGAGUCUGCGCCCAGAACCACCGCCUCCGAGCAGUCGCGGGAUUGCCGCCUCACAAGGAGCCGUUCGGCCCAAGGACCGACCGAGCGCGGGAUCUCUCAAUCCGGAGAGGCUCUGCAAGCCGGCAUUAAGGCCCGCGAGCUCGCUCACUCAUCUCAGCCCACCCAGUCGUCCAGGCUUGCGAAAUGUCGGCCAAGGCUGAAGUCGGCUUAGCGAAGGAGGCUUCUCGGCAGAUCCUGGCCGGUGGUUCCGCUGGUCUUGUAGAAAUUUGCCUGAUGCACCCUCUCGAUGUGGUGAAAACCAGGUUCCAAAUUCAGAGAUGUGCAACUGAUCCAAACAGUUAUAAAAGCUUAGGAGACAGCUUUCGAAUAAUUUUCCGAACGGAAGGGUUGUUAGGUUUUUACAAGGGAAUUCUGCCACCCAUCUUGGCUGAAACACCAAAAAGAGCAGUGAAGUUUUUCACCUUUGAGCAGUAUAAGAAAUUGCUAGGAUAUGUGUCACCGUCACCAGAAUUGACAUUUGCCAUUGCUGGACUGGGAUCUGGACUAACAGAAGCCAUCGUGGUUAACCCUUUUGAGGUAGUAAAAAUUGGCUUGCAAGCCAAUCGGAACACAUUUGCAGAGCAACCAUCCACUAUGAGUUAUGCAAGACACAUCAUUAAGAAGGAAGGCUUGGGACUCCAGGGCCUCAACAAAGGAUUUACAGCAACUUUGGGACGUCAUGGGGUUUUCAACAUGGUUUAUUUUGGCUUCUACUACAACGUCAAAAACAUUAUUCCUGUCAAUAAGGAUCCAACCUUGGAGUUUUGGAGAAAAUUUGGGAUUGGUCUUCUCUCGGGCACAAUAGCUUCAGUCAUUAACAUCCCUUUUGAUGUUGCCAAAAGUAGGAUUCAAGGGCCUCAGCCGGUUCCUGGAGAGAUCAAGUACAGAACCUGUUUUAAAACAAUGGCAACAGUCUAUCAGGAAGAAGGGAUUUUAGCUUUGUACAAGGGCCUGCUUCCCAAGGUUAUGAGGCUUGGACCAGGUGGUGCGGUGAUGCUGCUGGUUUAUGAAUAUACCUAUUCAUGGCUUCAGGAGAACUGGUGAUUGUCUCUGAAGUGUUUUUUCUCCUUGAGAUAAUGGAUAUUUGCUAUACAGUACCUUGAGAAGGCAAGACUAUCAAUCAUCUAAGCCAAUACAAUUAUAAAUUAUAAUUGUACAAUUAUAUACAAUUAUAAAGGGGAAAACAUUCGAAGAACAAAAUUUAUUUUGAUACUUCAAAAAUUAUCUCUAGACUAUUCGAGACUAUAGUUUUGGCCAUAUCCAUAAAACUGUGAGAAGAAACAUAGUUUGAAGCAAUGAGGUAUGUGAACUGAAUAUAAAAAAAUAGCCUAAAAAUCAGCUGUAUUUCUUUAUAAGUUUCUAAUAAAUUUAUAAAAGCAA